CACGUUGUCGCGCACGUACGCAGUCCGCGGAAGAACAGCUACAGCUCUCUCUCUGUCUCGGCCAACCAAACACACACCGAACACCGAACACCACAAGCAACACCCACAACCUGCAACGCGAGGCAACAACAACCUGCAACACCGACAGCGGCAACACCACAACAACGCAACACCCCAGACACCCGAAACACCCGAAACACCAGAAACACCAUUCGAAAACAUCAUUCAUUCUCCUUUCCUGCGUCGAAAGCAUAAACUCAAACAUAACAAAAAUGUUUUAUAAAUAUAUUAUUAUAAAAUAACAAAAUAUUGCAAAAUAAAAAAAAGAGAAAUAACAGCGAAAAGUUUUUAAAAAAGUCAACAACAACAACAGCCACAACAACAAGAGAAGCAAGCAAAUCCUUAAGCGUAAUUUUUUUGUAUUUCAACAAUGCAACAACCACAACAACUACACCCACUACAGAGGCAACAACUACAGCAGCAGAAGCAACAGCAACAACAAGAGCAAGAACAACAGCAACAACACCAGCAGCAGCAACAACCACAACCACCAAAUGCAACAACAACAACAACUCCAGGCGGCUUUCCACGUGUGUGUGUGUGAACAACAACAACAACAACAACAACAACAAGCAGAAGCGAAAAACUUUAGAAAAACUUACAACAACUUUUUGGACUUGGAGCAUUUUUCGAAAAGAUCAAAAGUCUAAAGUGAAAGACCACCCCUCCCCCUUUUGAGUUUUUUUGUCCAUCGUCGAGAAACAUACAAUAUUUCAUUCAAAUCGAAACGCAAGCCACGUAAAAACAUGCUCUAAGGUUGUGUUAAAGGAAACUUCUCCUAUUUUGCACCUUAUUUUUAUUUCAACAAAAUUACAACAAUUUUUUCCAAGUGAAAAUUUUGUGCGAACCGCAACAACAGCAACAACAACAAAAGGAAAGUGGAAAUAAACAAAAAAAAAGUCAAAUUUAAUUCAAUGCAAACAGCAAGUGCAAUAACAACCACAAGAAAUUCAUCCAAAACAACACCAACAACUACAACAACCACAGCAACAACAACCACACCAACAACAAGAACGAGAACAACGUUUUGAAACUGCGGUGUUUGGCGUUUAUGCAUAUUCUUCAAAAUUCCAAAUUUCAACGAAGAAGAAAGCGUGUAAAACUCAAAGAGAAACCAAAAAGCCAAAGGCAAACUAAUUCACACAAUUACGCAAUCUCGGCAAAUCGAAAGGCAACUCUACCAAGAUCAACUCUACCAACAAGACGAACACGCUACAACUCUGGCAGCGCUCUCUGGCUAAUAUUGAAAACUGAAAACUGAAAAACGAAUUAUUCGAAACAUUCUCUUAGACCUCCUCUAAUCACACACACACACACACACAUGCACCAUCUGUCUCCCACACACACACCCACAAAUUCGAACAACUGGACCAAUUAAAUGUUUAUGGAAGCGAAAAGGAGGAAAGCGAAAAACUUAACCAAAUCUAAAUAAAACAAUUUUCGUUUCUUGGGGCAAGGCAAAAAAAGUAACUUUCGAACUUCGAAAUAUUUUCAAAUUUUCGGAAAACCCCAAAAAUCAUAAAACAGUGUUGUAAAACUGCCCCAAAUUACAUAUUUCGGUGUGCGAAAAUAACAAAAAGUAAGAGUAUCUUGAAAGACGCAAAAAGAAGUCACAAACAACCAGAACAACCCAUAAACAACUGCAGCGACAACCAGCAUCAACAACAACAACACCAGCAAGCCAGCAACAACAACUGCAAGAAACAACAAACCAAAAUCGACGAAGACGACGGCCCCCGACAAAAAUCAAUUGGAAAAUUGAAACUUAUGGAUUGCUGGACGGGUAACGCCCGACUGGCGAGUGUUUUAGUUUAAGCAGCGUAAGCUGUCACCGACAUGGGCAGUGAGCACUACUGCUUGAGGUGGAACAAUUACCAAUCCAACCUGUUAGGGGUGUUUAGUCAAUUACUACAAGACGGGAGCCUGGUGGACGUCACACUAGUUUGUUCAGAGGGCACAUCCAUCAGAGCCCAUAAGGUGGUCCUCUCGGCUUGUUCCUCGUACUUCCAGAGCCUGUUCCUGGAGCACCCCGAAAGACAUCCAAUUGUGAUAUUGAAGGACGUCCGUUUUGCCGAGCUGCAAACCUUAGUUGAAUUCAUGUACAAGGGCGAGGUGAACGUGCAAUACUGUCAGUUGUCCGCGCUGCUCAAGACAGCCGAAUCCCUCAAGGUCAAGGGCCUCGCCGAGAUGACGAACCAGAACACGACGCUGCGCGAACCGGAGCGGGAGCCGGACCGCCUGCGUCCGCAGGGCGGCGGCGGGAGCGGCGGAUCCGCCCACAAGCCGGCCGACAGUCCGGCGGCCGCCCUCGAUGCCACAGCGGCGGCACAGGCGACGGCAGCAACGGCCACAGCGGCGGCGGCAACAUCGACCUCAACCUCAGCGACAUCUGCGGCGGCGGCGGCAACAGCAGCGACGGCAGCAACAUCUGCGGCAACAACGGCGGCGGGGAGCAGCAGCAGCGCCAGCGGCCACACAAGCAGCAGCAGCGCCAGCAGUAGUACAACCACAACGGCGGCAACCACAACAGCAGCAGCAGCAACCUGUGCGGCAACAGCAGCAACAUCCACGGCGGCAACAUCCUCGACGGCAGCGGCAACAUCCGCUGGUGUUGCACACUCGGAGGAGGCGACAUCGUCCUCAACCCACGGCGGGCAGAAGCGGGAGGCCAGCGAUCGCUGCAGUCCCACGCCCGCCAAGCGCUCCUCCCGCAUCCAUCCAAGUGCGGACAAGGGCAAGGACAAGGAUGACUCUCUGGAGGAUCGCGACCAGGAGCAACAGCAGGCGGACGAGCUGCUCGCCGAGGAGUUGCUCGCACGCAACUUAAAGGACGAGGAGGAGGACGAUGUGGAGGAGGUGGACGAGCUGGAUGAGAACGAGGAGGCGAUGCUGCGGGAUCAGGACGAGGAUGAGGAGGACGAGGACGAGGAGGAGGAGACGCCCAUGCCGCUGGAUCUCUAUCAAAGACCCAAUGUCGAGGCAAAAAGCGCAACAGCGGCUGCUGCAGCAGCAACGCAGCAGGGCGGCAGCAACAACCUCAGCGGCAACGCUUGCAACGCCAACAGCAGCAGCGGCGGCAGCAGCAACAACAACAACAACAACUCGAGCAGCAACAACAACAACAAGAGCACCAGCAGUGGGAAAUCGUCCGCGGCCAGCAAUGGCAGCACUGGAAACUCGGGCGGCACAGCGGACUCGGUGGUUGCAGUUGACGACGAUGACGACGACGAUGGGGAUCAUCAUCGGCAGCUGCAGCAGCGGCGACUGGGUGACGACCGUCUGGAGCAGGACAUGGACGAGGAGGAUCUGGACGACGAUGUGGUGGUGGUGGGCCCCACCACCGCGAUGGCCAGGGGCAUUGCCCAGCGACUGGCCCACCAGAACCUGCAGCGGCUGCACCACACGCAGCAGCACCACCACCACGCGCCGCACCACCAGCAUCCGCAGCACCACCACCAUCCGCAGCACCACCACCAUCCGCAGCCGCACCACCCGCAGCAGCAGGCGCAGCACCACAACCCGCAUUCGGAUGACGAAGACGCCAUGCCCGUGAUUGCCAAGAGCGAGAUCAUCGACGAUGACUACGACGAUGAGAUGGAUCUGGACGACGACGAUGAGGCGGACAACAGCAGCAACGAUCUGGGUCUCAACAUGAAGAUGGGCGGCGGAGCGGGUGGCGGCGGUGGCGUGGACCUGUCCACCGGCUCCACCCUGAUACCCUCGCCGCUGAUCACCCUGCCGUCCUCGUCGGCGGCAGCGGCAGCAGCGGCUGCGGCGGCGGCCAUGGAAUCGCAGCGCUCCACGCCGGCUAUGUCGGCGGCACAGGCAGCCGGAGCGGGCGCCUCGGACCUCAGCAUCGGCGGCUCCGGCGGACGACCGGCGUCGAGGAGCUCCCGCGACGGCGGCGGCAACGACGGCAGGGGCGGAGCCUCCUCCACCAGCCUGCUGAGCCCCGGGACCAAUCUCCUGCCCGUGCAAUCGGUGCCAUUGAGCCUCAAGAAGGAGAUCGAUUGCAGCGAGGACGACAACAGCAGUCACAGCAGACACAUGCAACAGCGUUCGGCAUCAGCUGGCGGCGGCCUGGGCGGCGACCUCGACUACCGCGCCUCCCACGAGUCGGAAACGUCCGAAUCGCCCCACCAACAGCAACAGCCCCCACCACACGCUGUGGGCGUUGGGGCGGGCGGUGGCUCAGCGGCCGCAGCAGCCGCCGCAGCAGCCGCUCUGCUGCACCAGCAGCAACAGCAGCAGCAGCCCCCUCACAGCCCCCCGCCGCCGCCCCUGCACAUGUACACGUGCAUCUACUGCCGCAUGGCCUUCCCCAACCAAUCGAAACUCACCCGCCACCUGCUGACGCACUCGCUGAAGACGCUCGAGUACCGCGAACCGGCCACCACGGCGCUGAUCCACUCGCAACUGCUGAGCGAUCUCAACAUGGCCGCCGCCGGCCUGCCCUCGCCCUUUGCCUUCCAGAUGAACGCCGCCGCCAUGGCGGCCACUUCCGGCAGCGAUACCCAGGAGCAGGUGGCGGCGGUGGCCGCCGCCUUUGGCAUCGACGUGGAGGCGGCCCUAUCGCUGGCCAGCGCCGGCUGUACCUUCCAAAGUUUGACGGCCAGCUGCUUGGAGGCGAGCGGCGGCGGCGUAGGCCAGGGCGCGGGGGUGCGCUCAGCCACAUCCGCCGGAAAUGGCGGUGGCCUGCUGCUCGGCGCGGGCAGCGGAAGUGGCUCGGGGGCUGCAGCGGCAACGGGUGGCAGCGGCAGCGGCGGUUGCGGCGGCGGUGGCGUUGGCAGCGGCGGCGGCGGCGGCAGUGCCGGCGGUACCGCCACCGGCUCUCUGUCGCCAUCCACAUCCGCCGCAGCGGCGGCGGCGGCAGCGGCGGCCGCUGCACAAUCGCAGUCAGCGUCGCUGCUGGGCGCCGCGUCCAGUGAUCCGAAUAGUGUUGUCAUGUGUAAGUUCUGUGCUAAAAGUUUUCCCGAUGUUACAUCACUGAUCACGCAUUUGUCGGUACAUACAGGUGAUCGACCAUUUAAAUGUGAGUUUUGUGGCAAAGCGUUUAAGUUGCGCCACCACAUGAAAGAUCAUUGUCGCGUGCACACCGGCGAACGGCCGUUCCGAUGUACUAUGUGCGGGAAAACUUUCUCGCGCUCAACGAUACUCAAGGCGCACGAGAAAACGCAUUUUCCCAAGUACGUGCGCAAGUUUUUGUCACCCAGCAGCCCGGUCGAUACAAAGGAUGAGUUGCCGCAAUAGUGAAACGAUUUUAGUUUGUUAUUAAAUUAUUAUUAUUACUACUAUUACUACUAUAAUAAUAACAAUAACAACAACAACAGCAGCAACCAUAAUAAUGCAAACUACUUGCAAAACACCAACAACAACAACAACAACACCAACAAUUACAACUACAACAACAAUUGAUGAGGACGAGCCAACAAGAACUUUGACUUACUUAAGGAGGAAAAUCGAGGAGAAUGAGGAGGAGAGACCAAUACAACAAUACACCAACACCCCAAAACACCAACACAAGAAUACACCAACAGCCCCAUAUAUGUAUAUACCGUUGAAUCCAUGUAUAUACAUAUGUAUAUAUUUUAUUAAUUAUGUAAACGAGGCAUCAGUUCUGAAAGUUCUGAGCAAACCAGAAACUCUAGCAAAUAGGAAAGAGACAGCAACACACCAACACCAACACAACAAAACACACACACACAUAGACACAAUAGAGCAGGCAGGCUAUAACCGUACACAAAACAUCUAUAUUAAUAUAUAUACAUUAUAUACAAUAAUUAUAUAGCAGCAUAUUGUCGAAUUGUUGAAGUUUAUACCAAGAAGCAAACUUGUUUUUUUUUUUUGAUGAUGAUACAGGAUGAGUCCUUGUAGACAGAUGUGAGGAGAUGCUAGGGUAUGAUAGGUAUAUCCCUUUUUUUGGAUGACACGAGGAGAGAGUAACGUUUUUUCUACCCAGGAAAACAGCUAAAGCGCAGCGUGAGAGUUGUAGCAGGAAUCUAAUAAACAAAAUGAUACAUAUAUAUAUGAUAUAUAUAUUUUUCAAAAGUAUAUGUUAGAGAAUGUAAGACAUAUAGGCAAGAAAGAAAAAGCGCAAAAAAAAUUGAAAAUAAAUUUACAAAAAUAUGAAAAACAUAAAAAAUUGCUAACUAUACAUGAUAAAAUUGAUCUAAUUGAAUACGAUUUAGUAAUGCUAACGAUAGCGAUUAACGAUAACGAUAAACAUAAACGUAAUGAAAAGAACAGUGAACACACGUGAUGUAACUUUAUAAGUAGCAGCCGAAGCCGAAGGAUCCGAGAACGUAGAAUGUUGACGAUGAUAAUAAAGCGUUAAAGUAGCUUAAAGUAAACAUAACCCCUGUCCCCCGAUCGACAAGAAGAUAUAACACUAGAAACACUAGAACAACACACUCAAAAUCAUUAAAGCAAAGUGAACUGGUGAGCACCGAAAAUUCCAAAAAUAGCAACUCUCACCCCAAGUAAAAGCAAAGUGAACUGGUGAAGCCCCCUACACCAAUACACCAAUCACCAAAAGACACCAAUUCAACAAGUGUAGCAUUCUUUUGUGCGUCUUCGGUUUUUAUCUUGGACCGUGUGAAUGCAGUAGAACAUACAUAUCCCCCGAAAACACCAAACCAAGAAAAAACACAGGCCGAUCUGAUCGUCUGCAGAUCGCAUCGCUAUAUAGAGGACUCUUUUCGAUAGUGAGUUAGUGCAACUUAGGCCCCCGAACCCUUAACUCACACACGCGUAUAUUAUACACUCACAGAACUUAUUAUACAGUAACAUAUACAUAUAAAUAUAUACAAUAUUUAUAUAUCUAUAUAAACCAGAUGCAGAGACCGAAAAAGCGACAUUUUUGGAGUUCAGAUAAAAUUUGAGAAUGGGAAAAACAUGAAGAACGAAAACGAAAAAGAACAGCAGCAGCAGCAGAAUUACAUAGAAUAUCUGUGAUCUUAACGAUAUUUAUAUAAAUCUUAUACAUAAACCAAAAAUAUAUAUAUGUAUAUGAGUAGUAGAGGGAAAAACCACACACACUAGGAAUACCAACUAAGGGUAGCUGUAGCGAGGAAAACAAAAGCAGAACAUUUGGCUUGAAGAUCACCCCGACAAUUCUUGGCGCAACUCACAUAUUUUGCCUCCUUUAUGCGACGACUCACCCCAACCAAGUUUACUUUGCUUUGAAACCCAAAAUCACACCAUCUUUUGGCUUUACGAUAUUGAAAUGUGCUAGUAACUAAAGCAGAAGGGAAGGCUUAGAUGCAUCCAGGCGUUACAUGAGUAAUUCUAGAUUCUUUGUGUUAUAUUGUUAUCACGAACUCUCUACUUUGGCUUGAUGGAACCCGAAGCUCCGCAGACCCUCGCUACGGGAAACCCUUUCCACCCACCCAAGUGAUUAGCCCGGCAACAACACAACAGCAAACGAAACAACAAGAAAUGCAAAUCGAUCUCAAAAUUUUAAACAAAUGAAAACAAAAAUUAUCUAUAAAAAAACAACCAAGGAAGUUUGUGAAAAACUUUUGUGGCUGGGGCUGAGAACGUGAAAAUCGAGGGAAAACCAAAAACCAUUAUCUCGUUUCUGCGGUUGGGGCGAAGACUUUUUCUUUUCGAUUUUUGGCAACGGAUUGGGAACAACAAGCUGCAAAAAAUGACAUGACAACAUUUUUAAAUAUUAAAAUAUUAAGGAAAAAAGAGGCAACAACAAACGCACACCAAGCACGCUAGACAAAAUUCAAAAUUCUAAAUUUUAAACCAAAAAGAAAGCAAAACUUUUGGCGAAAGAAACAAAAACGGAAACAAACACAAAACUUUUGGAUUAAACAAUUUGGCUGUGAUAGCAUUACAAGAAUAUAGUAAAUAAUUAAUGGAUAACAAAAUAUUUAACCAAAAACCAAAAAUAAAAGUGAGCGGGGAGGAGGAUUAUUUGCUUUGCAUUUUGGAAAAGCGAGGAAGAGCGUUGCCAUUUUUUACCUUUGUUGUUGGCUUACUUUUCUCAUGCAGUAUUAGAGGACCUUAGGGGAGUAGGAGCAACAGGCAUCAAUUCAAUAAUUGUGAUGUUCAAACGAAAGCAAACACAACGGAUAUAUCUGCAUUAACAAUUAUCCAACAUAAUCAAGCGUAAACGAAACAAAAUUAACCUUUAGGAACAAAUGAAGAAAAAGAAAGCAAAACAAAAUUGUGAUUUUCGGCCUUUUAGAAACAAAAUUAUAAAUUAAUAACGAUAAAAGUAAUGGAUAAAUAAAUAUAAAAGAAAAACAAAAAACCAAAAGCUUUCUCGAUAAUUUUAAUUGCAUUUCAAUAGGGGAAAUUAGUAACCAAAAAGGGAGAACAGUUGAUUUUAUUUUUGGCACAGCCAGACCGGAAAGUCUUCGCACAGCCGCCGCAGAAAAUAAAAGGGGAAAAUCGAAAGGAGAAGCGAACCAAAACAUUCCAAGGAAACAAGAGUAGAAAAUCGGUGGAAAAGGUUGGGCGAGGGUCAGGGGCUUCGAUUCCGGAGGAAACAUUUUUUUUGCAAUUUUUUUUUUUAAAUUUAAUGAAUGCACUGAAAACAACCCCCACGAAACACUCUCACAUACAUACACACAAUGUUUCAUGCUCUGUGUCUCUUAUUAAUUUUUUUUUUAAAUGUAAACACCUACAAAAAUAUAUAUAAAGAUAUAUAUAUAUUUAGUUUUAAAUGUUUAAGCGAAAUGUUAUUAUUAUUAUACCAACUUAUAUGAAAUUUAUUUAGCUUUAGCAACAAAACAAAACCAAUUUAACUAAAAAAACGUGGCAACAAAUUGAUAUGUUUUUUGUUUAUUUCCUUGAUAAGUUCGAACUUCUUUCCGUUCUUUAAUGUAUUACCCACAUCCAUAUUAUUUUGUUAAACGAUUUUCAGCCAGAACACAAUGAAUUUGUAAGCUAUAUGAGAAAAGGAAACCGGAAAUAAACCAGCCUAUCGCAAAGAAUAAACCAAACUAAACACACCUGUCAAAAAUUUAAUUUAAAUUCAAAAUCAAUUAAUGAAAAUAAGCAGCGACAAGCAGUUUAAGUGGAGAAACAAACGAAAUGAAAAUAAAAAAAAUCCUAAAACUUUUGGCCUUUUUUCUACGUUUUACGUUCUACGUUCCAUUUUUCACUUUCUCAUUUUUAGACUCAUCCAAACUUUUCACAUAUCAUGGAAAAAUUCAUUGUGUCAGCAUUUUCAUUUGCCCUCAUUUCAAUGGUUUACUAUUUAUUAAGUUUAGUCGAUAAGAAUUGAUUUUGCUUAGCGCUUAAGUUGUGAUCAAAAGUUCCUUAGUUUGGUUCCCCCAUAAACGUUAAUUUGUGUUUCAAUUAUUUUCUUAUUUUUAAUAUUUCAACAAGCCAUCAAACAGCAGCAACAAGAAGAAAAUUUCUAACAAGUUCCUCGACAACAGCAAAACAAUAUAAUUAUUAAACAAGUAGCAAAAUAUACAAAAUUGCCAAUUGACCCCGAAAGCAUACAAAAAUCGACACACAGUUUGGUUUCAAUUUGAUUCCUUUUUUAAUUCCCCUUUUCUGUUCGUUUUCUUUUGAGGUUUUUGAUUUCCAACUGUUGCCAGUGUUUUUUUUAAGUGAAACGAGAGAAAAAAGUACUUUUGGAUCAAAUCAAUGCUAACACAAAUUUUUAGUGGAAAUUUUACGAGUAACGAACUUUUAGGCCUAAAUAGAAACGAAAGACUCGAAAUUGAUUUAGCUUCUUUUAGUUUCCAAAAGAUUUAGUUUUGAAAUUAAACAAAAAAAAAAGAAUAAGGAUAUGGAUAAAUUUAGUAUGUAUUUUUAAAGGCACCUAAGGCACCAUAUAUAUUCAGAUAUUCCGCUUCGGUUUAACGAUUUCUGCUUUGGGUUCCACCUUGAGUUAUCAGCACAGGACAAGCCCUAAGAUAAAUAAGCGAAGGAUAAUAAAAAAGAAAAAUAUCAUUAGGCGUAACUGCAAAAAUGCAUUUUAAAGGAAACAGGAAUUUAAAAUUAUAUAUACAAGAACAAGAAACAAGAAGAACACAACGGCAAACGGAAAACCAGAAUAAUGCAAAAUUAUAUAUGUAUACAAGAUAUUUGGGAAGCGAAAGUAAGGAUAUUUAUAUAUGAACCUAUAUAAAUAGCGACACACCCACACCCACACACAGACAACACACACUCACACACCCCCAAUCCCUAGGAUACAUAGGCCUAAAUCGAAGCUUCAACUUGUACAGCAAUAGCAGUCGAGCUAAGUUGGGCGACGAGGGAGAUAAAGUUAAUUACAAUUACGCUAGAAUUGCAUACAAGUCGAAUUUAUAUAAAUCUAUAUACAUACAAUGCAUACUAGCAACAUUUACAUACUCAACCUACUGUAAUACAAAUGUUUUUAGUUCGUUUUGAAAGCGAUUCCAGGAGAAAUUCGAUCGACAAACCUAGGACCUAGAGAGAGAAGCUUUGGCACACAAAAAGAUACAAGUUACAAGAUACAAGAUACAAAAACGGAAUCAGUAUGAAAAGCAAAAGCAACCAAAACAGUUAUGCAAAAUUACCUAACAAAAUUCCCAAAAACUCAAAUUCCAACUCAAUAUAAUGAAAGUCAAGUGAACAAACUAAAAAUUGCAAGUUUCGGCAAGAGAACCUUUUGAAAAAACCAUUCGUUUCGGUUUUCAUUUUUGGCAUAGACAUUUUUUGCACUCAUCCCUUCGUUUUCAAUUUUCAUUUUCAAUUUGUUCUAGCAGAAAAAGUGCUCAGGGUAAACACAGAUUCUUCCAAUACAAUAUAACUAAUGAAUGAACAGCAGAACAGUACAGAACAGAACAAAAACAGAAACAGAAGCAAGCAACAAACAAUAUUUAUAUAUGCAUAUAUCGCUCAGUGUAUGUCUAGAUAUCUAUAUUAUAUACAACCAAAUAUAUACAACAACUGCAACAGCAAACAACAACAAUAGUACCAAUAUUUAAACACAAAUCUAAUUUACAAAAAAGUGUUGAAAAAGUUGAUAUAGAAAUAUGGAAAACAGAGAACAUACAACAUAAUGGCUGCGGAGGAAAUGCUUUACAAACGCAUUACGUACAUACAUAGAAAAUGUUUACAAUCGACUUAUAUUUUUUAAUUGAAACGUAUUUUUUUAAUUAACUCUAAUCAACAAGAACAAACGGCAAACUAUAACGACAAACGAGUAAUAAGCAAGGCAGUAAAGGAUGAUUUUUACACAAUUAAACAAUAGAUGAAAUACAAACGAAGAGCGAACCAAGUCAGUGCUUUGAUUUUUAAUCGUACCUAUUUUUUUGUUACCACAGGGUAGUUAGGAGUGUGGGACUUUAUACAAUAAAUAGACCCCCGCUCGAGGACCUCCUGCCCCUGCUGCCCCAGAAACACAAUAAAUGCCUUUUUUAAAUAACUAAAUAAUCUUAAUUGCGCUAAAAAGUAUGCCCCAAUUUUUGAAACGCAGGAUCAGAACUAGUUCCGAAAAAAAUACGCAUUUACCAAUAGAACUCUCCCUCUCUCUCAAGUGACAAUAAACCAAGACAAGCCGCGAACUGCUAGAUAACUAGUUCCCAAAAACCCAGCCACAAUACAAUCAACGAUUCAAUAAUCUAUAGACCACAAUCUCGUACACUGUAAAUAGUUAAAUCUGACGAACGUAGUUCAGCGGAACUAGUUCCGGUCCCCGAAAAUGUGGCAUACAUAACCUCAAAACAACAGACGAUUGUUUGAUUGCCUGAUUGAUUGAUUGAUUGAUUGAGCCACACACAUACCUACACACACAUGUACCCUGUUGACGAAUUGCCUUCUUCAUUGAUUUACAUAAUCACCUACAAUACAAAUAAUUUAAGUACCCACAGUGAAAGGAUCGAUAGACCGAUAAAUAGAAACAAUUAUUGAAUGAACGACAGACAGGACAGGAAGUAACAAUUGAUAUUUACACCCAGCUCAUAGAUGUUUUCCACGUUUUUUACAGUGUUACAAAUAAACCCAAAAAACCACAAAACCAAGAAAAUGCUAAAAAAAAUAAAUAAAAAAUACAUAAAACAAAUAUGACAAUGGAAAUGAACUUGAGUUGUAGUCAAGGUAUAUAAAGAUUGUUUGUUCGUAGUAUUCGUAGUAUAUUUUUUGUAUACCGCAUGUGUUUCUGUUUGACAAAUCCUUACUUUGAAUAUGCCUUUUUCUGUUCGUUAAGCGAAACUUGUAAGCGCGGCAAGCGGGACAGUGAAACGCAAUAAACUAAACAUAAUGAUAACUAGCAAUUGGUUUCAUCGGCGUAUUGAAUCAACCACAGUAACGACAACAUCAAGACCCCUAACAACAACCCCCAAUAAGAAUUAAUGAAAAAACACAAAAGAUAUGUUUGAGUGCCAAGCUAACAAUUCGAGGACAUACUGUACAUAGAUAAAAAAAAACGAACCAAAAACAAACACGAAUAAGUUUUAAAAAGACACUGCAAAUAGGUAUGUGAGUUCGGGGCAAUCAGUUAGACUAGUUUUGGAAUUUUUCAAUAUUUUAAAAAUUGAGGGAAAUCGAAAAACCAAUUUCUGAUUGCCCCCAAGAGAACAGCAACCAAUACAGAACUUAAGAAAAAAAUCGGUCAAUUGAAAAAUUCCUUUUUCGACUUGAAACAUGGUAAAAAGAAAUACUGUCAAAAAAUACCACAGCAGAAAAACAAGCAAAACUUUUAAGUAAGGCUAAACAGGAGAAAAACAUAGAACCAAUUUUUAAAGAAUAUCAAAGCGAUAAAGCGGAAAAGCCCCCUCCCCAAAAUAUCCUCUCCAAAAUGUACAUUUCCCACGCACACAAAACACAACGUACACACUUUUUGAUACGCUAAAGUCAAGUUAAAGUAUAUGAUAUCUACACACUUAUAUAUGGUAAUAUAUGAAGAAAACAAAUAGCAGGACAUUGGAAACCUAAAAAAAAGCUUCAAAAGUUGUAAACAAUUUUUUCGGUAUAAGCUCAAGACACCUACACACACACACAUAGAGAGAGAAAGGAACUCACACAUAUACAGAGAGGCGAGGAAGCGGAAACGGAAGUGGGAAAUUGAGGCUGAACCAGCGAGGAAAAUUGUUAAUACUACGUACAUAGCUUGUGGGGCUUAUUUUACACUUGUCGAACGACGAGGAAAAGCUGAUCAAUUUUUUGGAAAUUAGCGUGGGAAAAACUCACGAGAAAACCAAAUAGAAAACGUCAGAAAAGGUAAGGAGGAAAGAGAGAAAAAACAACACUGUAGUGCCUACUCCCCUUUAAAACAAAACAAAAAACAGAAUAAAAAAUAAAAUAAAAAUCGAAAACCAAAAAAAAAUAUAUAUAUACAAUACAUAUAUACAUUAUACAUACUAAAGUAAUAUUUUAUAAAAACGCGCAGAGCAAAAAGGUAAAAAAGACAAAAAAAAACUAAACAAAACAAAACAAAAGCAAGGAAGUCAAGAAUGGAAAUUGCAGUUUUUUUGAUAGUUAUUUUUUUAGCGAGCAAUGGGAGGCAUUGAGAUCUAUAUAUACAUAUAUAUAUAACUAAAUAUACAUACACACCUAUACAUUAGUAUAUCUCACACACAGACAACCACACCUACAUUUAUACAAAAAGUACUUACGGCAUGUAAAAAAGAACUUAGUUUCUAAAAGAGAAGCGAGACGAAAAAGGAAAAAAAAAAAAGGAAAUGAAAAACUAUUAGAAAACUGCAAGGAAAAUUUGCGAAUUUUAAUCAGUUAGCUAUACUACACUCGCCCACACACACACACACACUCAACCAAAUCGAGAUACAAAGUAGAAACGACAACAAAGUAGUUUUGCAUAUCCCCAAAAAGAAAAUGAGAGAAAAGUUUUGGAACGAUCAGAAGCGGAAGGAAAGCCACACGAAACACAGACACACGAGAAACCAAUUUAUCAAAAAUUAAACUAGUUUUUAGUAAUGAAAGAGAAUAAUACUAUUUUCACUGAAGGAAAACACCACAGAACAAUGUAAACAUAUUUAAUAAAUUUAAAACCCCAAUGGAAAAAACAUAUUUUCGACAUAAGCUAAAUGAAAAAAGAAAAUACAUUUUUAACCUUCCUCAAUAAUUUUUGAAGAAUACGGAGAAAAGAAAACACAACACUGAUUUCCCGCGUAGUUGUUUUCGUUUCAAUCGAUCUUGCAUUGGGAAUUCAAGCCAAGCAUCCAAAAUAAUUAUAUAAAAUAUAAUACAAAAUAGCAGCACACACACACGAAGUGGGACAGUUGAGAAAUGGGUAGCAAAUUAAUAGUUUUAGUAAACGACGGUUGAGAAAAUUCUUGUAAGUUCCCUAUUGAGGCUCAUUCAUAAAUAAUUCUACGGAUACUUUGUAACACUUAUUAUUUGUUUGUUUUUAGACAUUUUUUAAAAUAUUUUCUCCUAAGUUAUUGAACCUAAAUCAAUAAAAGCGAGGGGAAAACAGCUCGGCUUCACGGCAUUCCAAGGGGGAUUUUCCCCCGACAGGAACUGCAAUCGAGGGGCUGUUCUCCCCCAAGCAAAGGAACUGCCUAGCAAGAGGGUUAAUACACAGAGUAGGGCGGUUAGAAAACCACACACAAAACAAUUAAUAUAUAUGAAAUUCAGAACAGACCGAGAUCCGAAGAAAAGUUUAAACAAUAAACAAUAACCGAAAUAAGAGGAUGAACAAAUAGCUGCAAUACGUUAUGAUUACGUCAAUAUGUUCCUACAAUAUAGACAUACAAGAUACAUAAAUAAUUUAUAUAAAUAUAUAUUCUUAACUAACUGUAAACACACACCACACAGAAAACCAACAAAAAAAAAAACAGGAGAAUGCGAUGGAAGAUUAUACAAUAAUUAAUUUAAGGCCGCGGCCGAGAAUUCACUAAGAGCAGCAGCGACUAACUAACUAAAACUAAAUCUUAAAUAAUCACCUGCUUAAGUUUUGUCGAACACUUUUCAUUAACCUUAUCCUAAGUUAAGCGAUUUCCCAUUAUUUAUUGAGCGAGCGUACACUUAAAUGACUCUAAAAUAAUGCAAAUUAUAUAUACACACUUAUAUAUAGAACUAUAAACCGCAAUUUAAGUUCCAAUCGAUACAAUUUAGUUUUCAUUUAUUUUUUUUACCAUUCGAAAUAAGAUUUUGAUAUUUUGUGGCUAAUAAAAGCGAAUGAAAGAAACCAACAAAAUCGAAUAAAAUAUAUAUGAAAACCAUUUCACUCUCAUGUACAUUCCUUAUUGUUUCACACACACACACACACCCACACACUCAGCACCCACGCCAACACACCCGAGCUGGAACACAUAUGUAGUUCCACAUGGUACUUUGUACUCUAUAUGCCAGAGAGCUUGAAGGGAACUCAACAGAUAUAUAUGGAAAAUACCCAAAAAAAAAAAAACAAAAAUAAUUAUUACUAAUGAAAAAUGGAAGGUUAAAAAUAUACGCAAACUAUAUAUUUUUUCGUAGUCGAAACGAGUACUAAAAACCAAAAGCACUGAGCAAGAAUAAUUACUUACAAGAACUCUCCACUCAAUUUUCGACUCGACUCAUUUUUCGAGUUGACCCAAUGCUGAAUAAUAACUAAAAAACUCGAAAACUAAAAACUAAAGAGAGCAGCUUAUCAGGCACCAAAAUAAAAAACAAAAAUAGAAGCAAUCAAGAAAAUAUUUUAGAACGAAAUGGAAUUCAAUUACUUACACGCAGUCAAACCAAAAGACAUAUUUUAGGCAAACCAAAACCGAAAAAAGUCACCAAAUUCAAACCCAGAACAACAAAUUUAUAUGAAAAUUAUUACAAGCAUAACUGAAGAAGGGAAAAAAUAAGAAAAAUAUUUAAGCAAAGCAAGGCAUAUCAUAGUUUAUAACAAAAAACCGAAACACAGACAAGUGUGAAGAUUGCUAAAAGAAAAGCCAGGAGAAGAGAUUCUCAGCGUUUCCAGAGAAGGGCCUCCCAAGCAGUUUUGAUUUCUAACCAAAACCCAAUAUUAUCCCAAAAGAUCCCCAAAAGAAUGAUAAAAUCCGAAGAAUAGAUGGCUAAUGAGAGGGAAUCAAGACAGCAAGCUAAAACUAGAGGAGAAAGUGGAGGUUAUUACAAGCAGAACAUGAAAACCUAUAGGAUCAGCCUGUCCAGGCGGAUCGGUCAUAUAUAGCUAGCUAUAUAGUCUAUAGUCUAUGCCUAACAUUUCAAGUAGUCGAGCGAUUGAAGAUAUAACAUUACGAGAACUCAAGAACUUGUUCACACACGCGACACUCACACACUCGUACACACAAAUACAAGCAGAGUAAAGAAUGAAAACAAAGAAUGAAAGCGAAGAAAGUGGAGAAAGCUAAAAGAUGGAAAACAAAAGAGAUGAAGAAAAUGAAAUAAAAUUCUAAAUAAAUAAAAAUAUUGAAAAAUA
Drosophila biarmipes is the source of this 16363-nucleotide messenger RNA. RefSeq names its product broad-complex core protein (gene mamo). Gene Ontology annotation, cellular component: nucleus. Gene Ontology annotation, biological process: regulation of transcription by RNA polymerase II. Bases 1897 to 5310 code for a protein of 1137 amino acids. NCBI's taxonomy places the organism in Eukaryota, Metazoa, Arthropoda, Insecta, Diptera, Drosophilidae. The transcript has 9 exons. The record is from RefSeq and is a predicted model, not a curated record. Gene Ontology annotation, molecular function: protein binding.